GUUUUCCGACCCCUCAAAGGCUAUAAAUACCUCUCUCUGGUACACUCUUUUCCACUCACAACAGAAAUAGCUACUAAACAAACAGCAAAAGAUAACCAGUAAAGAUGGCGAGUACUUUCCCAGUUGUGGAUUUGUGGUUACUUCAAACUGAGAAAAGGGCUGAAACUAUGGAUAAGAUCAAAGAUGCAUGUGAAAACUGGGGUUUCUUUGAGCUUGUGAAUCAUGGGAUUUCCCAUGAAGUGCUGGACACUAUUGAGAAGCUUACUAAGGAGCAUUACAAGAAAUGCAUGGAGCAAAGGUUCAAGGAAAUGGUGGCAAGUAAAGGUCUUGAGGCUGUCCAAACUGAGAUUGAUGAUCUUGAUUGGGAGAGCACUUUUUACUUGAAACACCUCCCUGUUUCCAAUCUGUAUGAAGUUCCAGAGUUAGAGGAUAAAUACAGAAAUGUCAUGAAGGAUUUCGCGUUGAAGCUAGAGAAACUAGCUGAACAUCUUCUUGAUUUGCUGUGUGAGAACCUCGGGCUCGAGCAAGGUUAUUUGAAGAAAGCAUUUUAUGGCUCAAAUGGUCCAACUUUUGGGACCAAAGUUAGCAACUAUCCUCCUUGCCCCAAGCCAGAACUGAUCAAAGGCCUACGCGCUCACACUGAUGCUGGUGGCCUAAUCCUGCUUUUCCAAGAUGACAAAGUCAGUGGUCUUCAGUUACUGAAAGAUGGCAAUUGGAUUGAUGUCCCACCUAUGAAACACUCUAUUGUCAUCAACCUUGGCGACCAGCUGGAGGUGAUAACGAAUGGAAGAUACAAGAGUAUUGAGCACAGAGUUAUUGCUCAACAAGAUGGCACUAGAAUGUCAAUUGCUUCCUUUUAUAAUCCAGGAAGUGAUGCUGUGAUAUUUCCAGCACCAGAGUUGGUUGAAAAGGCAGAAGAAGAGAACAAGUUGAAGUAUCCCAAAUUUGUAUUUGAAGAUUACAUGAAGCUGUAUGCAGGUCUCAAAUUCCAGGCUAAGCAACCUAGGUUUGAGGCUAUGAAAGCUGUGGAGACUACUGUCAACAUAAGUCCAAUUGAAACUGUUUGAUAGAGUUUCAGAAGGGAUUUUGUUUAUGCAUUAAUAAGAAACUAAUCAAGAGGGUUAAAGAGGUUAAGAUUUUUAAUGGGUUGGAGUUUGUGUUGUCCUUAAUAGUUAAUUAUGAAAGAAGUAAAUUAGUAGUAAGGUUCCUGUGGAACUUAUGUCACUUUAUCUGUCGUUGUUUCUUUUCUGGUAGUGAGCUGUACUCAAGUUGUCUUCUAAGGGGUAUAUUGUAAAGUUUCCUUUUUUUACUUUAAUAAAAUCUAUGCUAUCCAUAAA
Messenger RNA from Nicotiana tabacum (common tobacco), 1337 nucleotides. Its product is annotated as 1-aminocyclopropane-1-carboxylate oxidase. Lineage: Eukaryota; Viridiplantae; Streptophyta; Magnoliopsida; Solanales; Solanaceae. The record is from RefSeq and is a predicted model, not a curated record.